Messenger RNA from Echinops telfairi (small Madagascar hedgehog), 14733 nucleotides. RefSeq names its product StAR related lipid transfer domain containing 9 (gene STARD9). Gene Ontology annotation, biological process: microtubule-based movement; spindle assembly. Bases 32 to 13774 code for a protein of 4580 amino acids. The transcript is spliced from 33 exons. Gene Ontology annotation, molecular function: microtubule motor activity; microtubule binding; ATP binding. Lineage: Eukaryota; Metazoa; Chordata; Mammalia; Afrosoricida; Tenrecidae. Gene Ontology annotation, cellular component: cytoplasm; centriole; nucleus. The record is from RefSeq and is a predicted model, not a curated record.
CGGCCUGCUGGGCGUGGGCCGUGGCGCAGGGAUGUCGAAUGUGCGAGUGGCCCUGAGGGUCCGGCCACUCAGCAAGAGGGAGACCGAAGACGGAGGAAGAAUUAUUGUGGAAGUUGAUGGCAAAGUGGCAAGAAUCAGGAGCUUAAAGGUGGACAAUCGAUCACAUGGCUUUGGGGACUCCCGGGAGAAGGUUGUGACUUUUGGCUUUGAUUAUUGCUACUGGUCAGUCAACCCAGAGGACCCUCAAUAUGCAUCUCAGGAUGUGGUGUUCCAGGAUUUGGGGACUGAAGUGCUCUCUGGAGCCGUCAAAGGUUACAACAUAUGCCUCUUUGCCUACGGACAGACAGGCUCUGGGAAGACAUACACCAUGCUGGGGACCCCUGCCUCCGUGGGGCUGACACCGCGGAUAUGUGAGGGUCUCUUCAUCAGGGAGGAAGACCACCCCUCACUGCCUUCCUCCUGCAGGAUAAAAGUAAGUUUCUUGGAAAUCUAUAAUGAACGGGUACGGGAUCUGUUGAAGCAAUCUGAUCAGAAAAAAUCCUACACCUUGCGGGUCAGGGAGCAUCCAGAGAUGGGGCCCUAUGUACAAGGUUUAUCUCAACAUGUAGUUACCAACUAUAAACAAGUAAUUCAACUCUUGGAGGCGGGGAUAGCAAACAGACUCACAGCCGCCACCCACGUGCAUGCAGCCAGCAGCAGAUCACACGCCAUCCUCACCGUGCACUACACACAGGCAGUCCUGGAGAAUGACCUCCCCUCAGAAAUUGCUAGCAAGAUCAACCUUGUGGAUCUAGCAGGCAGUGAAAGAGCUGAUCCUAGCUACUGUAGAGACCGGAUUACAGAAGGAGCCAAUAUCAACAAGUCCCUUGUGACUCUGGGGAUUGUCAUCUCCACCCUAGCCCAGGACUCUCAAGUAUUCAGCAGCUGCCAGAGCCUCAACAGUGCAGUCAGUGAUGGUGGUGACAGUGGGGUCCCUAGCUCUCCUGGGGCCAGCAGUGGAGGGGGACCUUUCCGGAGGCAGUCUUACAUCCCAUACCGGGACUCUGUGCUGACCUGGCUGCUGAAGGACAGCCUUGGGGGCAACUCCAAAACCAUCAUGGUUGCCACUGUGUCUCCUGCACACACCAGCUACAGUGAGACCAUGAGCACUCUGAGAUACGCGUCCAAUGCCAGAAACAUCGUCAACAAGCCUCGGGUGAAUGAGGAUGCAAAUGUAAAGCUGAUCAGAGAACUCCGAGAGGAGAUCCGAAGGUUGAAAGCCAUGCUGCUGAGCUUUGAACUGAGGAACUGCAGUUCACUGAAUGAUGAAAAGGAUGCAAAUCUGAAGGAGCUGGUCCUUCAAAAUGAGUUGAAGAUUGACAAGCUGACUAAGGACUGGACCCAGCAGUGGGGUGACUGGAAGGCCCUCCUGGAGCUCUACAGUGUGGACAUCAACAGGAGGAGGGCGGGGCUGGUCAUUGACUCCAGCCUGCCACACCUGAUGGCCCUGGAGGACGACAUGCUCAGCACGGGUGUUGUGCUCUAUCACCUCAAGGAGGGAACAACAAAAAUAGGAAGAGUGGACUCAGACCAGGAGCAGGACAUCGUCCUGCAGGGCCAGUGGAUUGAGAGAGACCACUGCACGAUCACCAGCACCUGUGGCGUCGUCGUUCUGCAUCCUGCCCAAGGGGCCCGCUGCACUGUGAAUGGCCGAGAGGUGACGGCCUCCUGCCGUCUGACCCAAGGGGCUGUCAUAACCCUGGGGAAGGCACAGAUGUUCCGGUUUAACCACCCAGCAGAGGCUGCGGUCCUGCGGCGGUGGAGACAGGUCGGAGAGGCUGCUGGUGGCACUGGCUCUUUGGAAUGGCUGGACUUGGAUGGAGAUGUCACUGCCUCCCGGCUGGGUCUCUGCCCUUUGCUUUGGAAGGACAGGAGAGUGUUGGGUAAGCAGUGUGAAGACUACCCACAGCCCAAGGAUGGAGAGAUGCCUCACAGGGCCCGGAUGCAGCAGCAGCAGUGCUUUGUGGAAGGUUUGAGGCAGCAAAUCCUCGAAGGUCAGAUCAGAGCUGAGCAGGAGCUGAAGCUGGACGAGGAGUGUAUUAAUCAGCAGAUUGAAGACAACCAGCAGUGGCUGUUCGGAGAAGAGACCUGGCUGGCCAGCUUGCAGCAGGAACGGCAUCCCUGUGCAGCAGAGGCAGAGACAGACCCUGAGGCUCAGACAGGUCCAUCUCCGAGGGUCCGGAGCCUGAAGCGGGUGGUGCAGCUCCGGUCAGCUGAGGGGAGCGUCUGCCAAAAAAAGGCCACAUUCCAGCUGGAGAGAAUCAUCAAGACGCAGCAGCUCCUGGAGGCCCGGAAGAGCCUGGAGCAGCUCAAGACCUUGUGCUGGCUCCAGGAUGGCUGCACCCAAGCGCCCCCUGACCUGGGCCCGAGCCAAGACGCUGUGGUCCCAGGGCCUCGACACAGAAGCAGAUCCACCAGUUUCAGUGCUUUGAGCCUCCGGAGGCUUUUCAGCCAGUCCUUGCCCCAGCCACACAGUGUUCUCCUGAACUGGGAUCCCACCACCACGGCACCUCCGAUGCCUGACCCUGCUUGGCACAUGCUGGAGCAAACAGCCUCAGAAGAAAACAUGCCUCAGGCUGCUCUCUGUCCUCCAAGGACAAGGAGGCUCAACCAAAAUGACCUCUGUUCCUCAGGCCAAGGCCGGCCAUGCACAGCCAGGGAGGCCUGGGCCAUGAAAGGGGCCUCGGCUCUGGGCAUCUGCCUCACUGUGAGCCAGGGACUGGACAGAGUCGGGAAGCAGCCCCGCCGGAAGCCAUCCCAAGACUCGGCUUCUCUGAGCCAACCAGUGAACAAGCUAAAGUCAAGGGAUGAGCCUCUAGGCCUCCCACCUACCUCCCAGAGCAGAAGGGCAAAGGCACUAGCCGGGUCUGGCUGUGUGCAAACCCAGGGGCGAAAAGAAGUGGACCCUGUGACCCAUAAGGCUGCCAAGGGAGCCAGCUGCGGUUCCUCCCAUCCCCGCGGGCCCCAGCAGACAUCUGGGCGUGGAAAGGCAGGCAGAAUUUUCCGGGCAGAAUCUAAACCAACAUCUGCAAGCAGGGCAUCAAAAAGGCAGCAGAGGGUGCUGGCAGCUAGGGUCAGAGACACUGCCAGGAAGUUUCCUCAUUUACCUCACUCUUUAAAGAGGCAUCACCGUGCAGGGGACCCAGACUCCACGGCACCCCCCACAGACUCCAGUCCUGUAGUGAGUAACGCAGGAGAAAAUGACGAUGAGCUCUCUGACACAAACAGCAAUUACUCAGUGGACUCCCUGUCCUGUGUCGGUGCCCAAGCACCAGCAGAGCUGCUGAAGCCAGAGGAUCCCCAGUGGGAGAAGCUGGGUCUCCCAGAGCCAGAGAAAUCAGAGAGCGAUGAGAGCCAACUAUCUGAGGACUCGCUGACUGGGCAGGGGUACCAAACCCAAGAAGACAGUCUGAAUGGCCAGCAUCGUGCCACUGGCCAUGGUUACCGCAGGACCAGAACAAGAGCCUCGGGGAGGAGCUUCAUCGGACCCCCUCAGUGUGGACCACUUGCUCUGGUUCACAAGAGCUUCUCCUUGGAUAGUCUGGCUGAUGCUGAGGAAGAACUGGGAGAAGAUCGGCAAGAAAGGCCUUUUCUUGGUUCACCCGAGGAGAUGCCCACAGAGAGUUUUUGGCGCCUGCAGAGCCCUGGGAUGUCCGUAGUAGACCAGGAGACAGCAAGCAGUUCUUUUUACCUCAAGCCUCCGUUCCAGCCCCCUUGUGGACAGUCUGAGCCAGCAGUGGAGGCAUGCCACCCUGAAAAAGCCAGCUCUCUCCUAGGAUUGCUGCCAUCCAGAGGGAGCCCGCUGAUGUCCAUUGAUUCCUGGUUCUCCUGUGACUCAAAGAUCAACCCCAGUAGCCCCCCAAGAGCAGUGGGUUCUUUGUGUGUGAGUCCUGAGGUCCAGGAACAUCAGCCCUGCAGGUGGGAAAAGUCUGGGUACAGGCUCAGUGUGAAAGAACUGGACCCAUCCGAUGUCGACGCAGUCUUGCCAUGCAGCUUCACACUGCUCCCCUGCGACGCGAGAAAUGAAUGCAUAGCCCCCACUUCUGAGCCACCGCUCUGGAGGACUGGUGGCCACCUGCAGUCGGGAGCUGAUGGAGCAACAUCUCAGGGGCGCAGUCUUCCUGACACAGCCCAGCAGGCCACCUCGGAAGCGUCCAAUAGCUCUAGUGUGUCCAACAUGCUGGCUGCCUCUGCUGCCUCCCUCACACACGUAGGAAGUGCCUGUGAAAGGGACUGGGCUGCUCUCCAGCAAAAGUACCUCCUCGAACUGUCUUACCCUGUUCUGGAUGCCGCAGAAGAGCCCAGGCCGGCUUUCCCCCGCCUUGAAGAAGACUCUGCUUCUCUGGCCCAGCCCGUUGGCCCUGGGCUGCUUUCUAACAACUUCUCCACCCACCUAGCCAAAAGGACACGUUUGCGAGCAGAAAAAGAACAGGACCGUUUGAGUGCCAGGUUGGAAGUUGCUUCAGAUUUCUUUAGGCCUCGUGAGGAAGAGGUACGCUACAACAAAACUUCGUCAGCAGAGUUUGAGUCGCCGGCGUCCGGAGCACACAUCUGUGCGGCAGAGAACCAGGUCCCAGAUUUGAUGAUAGAAUCGUGCAGAGUCAGAGCGAGCAGUCUGGGCACGUCCUCUCAGGGGAGCAGGAAGCCGGGAUUGACGGCCUCUUCUGAUGAGAGUUUCUUCCUGGGGGACCCUUGUCACAGUGAUGGCACCACGGCCAACAAAGGCCAUUGGCCCCAUGGCUGGGUGCCCCUCGGGAAGAACAUUGCAGGCCAGCCAGGGCUACCAAGGUCCAAAGGCCACUGCCCGCUCCAGGAAGAGAAGGCAGAUUGCCAGGCAAUCGCCAAAGACCCAACCUUUUCCUUUUCCUGUAGCUCUUCCUUUCCAUCCGAUCCAGAGCUGAACCUGCACUCUGCUCCCUGGGACCCGUUUCUGUCUUCCCUGCAGCCACCUCCCCUAGAAACAUUCUAUGAAGCCAGAAGCAGGGAUGCCCUGACGGAAACCGCCUUGGAGAUCCCAGCCUACAGGAAAGCUGGGGUACCUUAUCCACCCCCCAGGGAAGCUUGGGGCGCCGGACAAGAGCCCCGGGCCCUCCACGAGGCUUGUUUGGGGAAUGACGUGCCAGGGCCCUCACCAAACCAAAGCCCUGAGUUUGCCUCACCUCAGCCGGCCACAUCAGAGAGGCCAGCCGAUGGGAGAGCCAGGGAAGCCCCAGGAGAAGUGGGGGAAUGUCUGGGAAAUGGUGGGAAAGGAAGCCAUGGUUCGGGUUCUUUUUCUGGUCCUCCAAACAGACCACCUUUCUCUCCCGCCGCCACGGAAGCAUGUGGAUUUGACCAUCAAGUUGGAAUUUUAAACAAAAAGGACAACCUCCUAGCACUCAUGGGGGGAGAAAAGGCCCCUACUCAGUCUGGUCUCAGUGUUUCCUCAAGCAGCUCUGUUCCUGGGCAGCCCCUCUGUGUUUGUGACGCGGGACAGGGCCAGGAUGGAGUCCUAAGGCCAAACCAGCCCCCCGAGCUGGACAGACAGUGUCCUCCAGGGGCCAGGCCUGCGUUUAUCUGUGAAGCCGACAAUUUAGGCCUUGAAAAGAACAUGCUAGGAGAAACUACCCUUUCUUUGAAGUCUAGAUCAGUAGGUCACAGUGCUAGCAGCCCAGGGAUUGUUGUGGGCCAGGAGCAGGACCCCACCCCCAAGUGGGAAGGGAAGAGCAACACUGGGCUUCCCGGGAAAGCGCUUCCUCCUGCGGACAGCUUGGAUGAGCUUACACUUCCAGGGCCAGAGUCUUCCCAUGAAAGGCUGCCGGGAGUCCCAUCCUCUCAAGAGAGAAGCCUCAGUGAGUGCAAGCGGCCUGGGAAAUCCCAAGAGAGGACACCAGAUGAAGCUGCUGGGCUGAAACAGAGCAAAAGGGUCACUAAUGAUGAGGAGAUGGCGAGGCUGAUCCGGAGCGUGGUGCAACUAGAACACAGCAUCUUGGAAAUCGGGUCCAAGCAGAAUGUGCCGCUGCACGCUUCCCACACACGGAGGGCCCGCAAGGAGGUGGCAAUUCAAGACCUGGAGAAGGCUGACCAGGUUCUGAGGCCGGGUAGCCCUGGAGACCACUUGUCCUUCAAGUAUCAGUCACCUUUCACAGGACAACUUGCUGAUGUGAUCGUGAGGGAUUGUGGAGUCAGAGAAAGGAAAGGCCUUAGCGGUUGCAUUGGGAGAGAUGCCCAGGUACAAAGCCCGUUCGAGACAUGGGAGUGUACAGAAGAGAUUCCAUUUGUCAGAGAGCCCCUUGACCUAGCUGCACUGGAGAGCUCUGCCAGGGACACUUGGGGUUAUUUUGGGACGUGUUCAGCUCCCGGAGAGCCCCCCAAGGCUUCCAUUCACAUCAGGAGAAUGAGAGCAUUGACCAGAGAGCGGCCAUUGCUGCCCAGACCUGAGAGCUCUUCCGAAAAUGAGGAUUUAUUCAGCCCAGCGGCUAGCCCCCGAGGGCAACCUUAUGCUUUGGUGGGUCUUGGGGAAGUGGAGACUAUGGAAGGUUUCCAGAAAAUCCAAGUUGCGGAACACAUAAGCAAUUCCAAGCAAGCAGAGCUGGAAACUCAAGGCCGAGUGGAGGAAAUGGCAACGCAAAUGGGAGGGAGCUGGCAGGAGGAGCAGGAAAUGGCCCCUCAGAGGCCCCCCAGGCCACACUUACUUUGUAGGAGCAGAUCUUUCAGCCUGGAGGCUGACAGCCCGAGGCUGAGCCAGACAGUGGCCUACUACCAAGAGCUGACGAGCUCCUUGCCCCCGACUCCGGGGUGGCCAAGGAGCUCUUUUUAUGCCCCCCACAGCGCGAGCAUCUUCUCCGUUGACUGCGUGCUUGACAGCACAGUGUUUAAAACCCAUGACAGCCCCUUGGUCACUGGAGUCGGGCGUCUGCCGCAGAGUGGAGACCCCAGGAGCCACAGCGCUCGGGACUGCAGUAGAGGGACGGCCUCCGUGGCCCACACUGCCGGGGGUGGGUCUGCAGGCUCCACGGUGGCGAGGGGAGCUCACGGUCCAUCUGGUGCCCCGGAUAGCAUUUGCCUUAAGGAAGAGGACAGGGCAUCAGCGAGCGCCACCCCCAGAGGCCAGGGGUGGGGCCUCCGAAGCACCAUGGUGGACUGGAGUACCAGCGAGGGUUUAGCUCUCCAAACAGAGGCUGCUGCACAAAAAGAAAGAGCGAGUGCCCUAAAGUGGAUCGCUAGCCAGCUUGACGAGAGAGUCAGCGGUCUCUUAGAACAGGGUGACUUCCGAGACAGGGAGGCAAGGCAGAAGGCAGGGAAUGAUGACGCAGACCUCGGCUUUCCCACUGCCGCCUUCUCGGCUCCUGCUUCCCUGACAGAGCUUCCCAGUGCAGAGCCCAGGAGGCAAGGCCCCUCCGUCCACGCUUCCUUGUGUCUGGCUCUGCUGGAGGAGGUCAGACAGGCAAAGGCCCAGGGGAAAAAAUUCAGUGACUCUGUGGCUAGGAGGACAAUCGUUCCUUAUGGUGACACUUUGCCAGAGCCUGAAUGCCCUUCAAGGAUCCCUGGGCGACCUCCAUAUAAACGGGUGGACCAGUCCGAGUCAGACAGACCCAGAGACGAAGGGGGAGCCCUGGGACUGGGUGUGGAACCGCUGUCUGAUGGAUCAGGACAUUUGUUGGCUGACAAGAGGAAAGUCCUUGAGACCACACCCCUCUCUGUAGAGAGCUUCCAACUUCAGCCCCACUCAGAAAGUCACCGAAGCACCCAGCCUCCCUCUCAGGCUUCCUCUCCUGCUGCUCCUGCUCUGGGCAGAAGCCAUUGCCCUGGAGAGCUGAGGCAUCUUCCAGGAGAGGCAGAACAGCUGAGAUGUCACACUAGUUUUUCGGGAGUCCCGGAGGAAACAAAAGAAGCAACCGGCACAAUGUCCUCUCCUGCUCCUUUGGGCUCAGACUGUCUUAUUUCUUCUUUGGCUGUGCAGGAGGACAGGAGGGUAGAACCAGAGAAAAUGGUACCCACCUUAUCUUCUCGGUCCCCCUCUAGCUGUUCUGAAGUGAUUCGAUGUCACAUCACAGAUGGCACUCUCCCCGGCUGCCAGGAGAGCUGCCCAGAGCACCUGGAACCUGCCACUCAAGAUACCACAUGUGUAGGAAGUUCAGGGCACUUCUCAGUAUCUAAACAGGAAGGAAAGCCAAGCCAGUGUGUGCUCUGUGGUGGUCAAAGCUCUGCUAGACCCUCAGGACCUAAGCAAGACCAUGUACAAUGCCCCGGGGCUUCCAUGGGCUUAGGGGAAGGGAGGGCAAGUCCCCAACAAGGUGCUCUCAGGUCUGGGGCUCUGAGGACGGUUGAACUUGAAGAUGCCCCUCAGCUGUGUGAGAACUGGAAGCAGAAUGCUGGACCUGGGCUGGCAGAAGCCUGUAGGGCAGGCAACCAGCAUCUGGAGCCAAGUUUAUGGCCAGAUCAGAGACCUAGUCCAGGUUCUGGGGGCAUUGGGGAGGAGACUCCAUCCAGCUGCCCACAGGAUGCUUUAGAUUGCAUGCUCUUGGGUACCACUGACAGCAGCAGGGCACUCAGCGCAUCUUGGGGCCAAGAAGAGAGCCGAGCUCUUCCUCCCCUGCAGCUGUGCAGUCCUCAGCACGUUACCUGUCACACCUGUUCUCCUGGUUCCUCUACUUCACCGCAUUCUGGAGAUGGUUGCCUGGAGAAGAGGACUUCCAAGGCUGUCAGGCAUGCUACCCAUCUACCCUGCAUCUUACCGUCCAGGGCCUGUGGCAUGAAUGAGGGAGGGCCAGGCCACUGUAGAGAAUCUGGUAUGUGCCUGCCACAUACCCUCAAGCCCAAAGGCAUGAAUGUGGAGCUGAGGCAAGCAACUCCCAUCUCUUCUCUGACUCAAGACUGCAGCUUUCCUUUGGCUGCAGAUGUGAGGACAAGUCCCCUUGACCACUUGACUACUGAUGGAAGCUCAUGGUCAGCAGGGGAUCCCGAGAGAACUUUUGUUGAGAAGAAGACUAUUGCAGAGUUUGAGGAUGCACCACCUCUAGGCAUGUGCUCUGAACCACUCAGGAAGUUUCAAGACAGCUACACAGGUAGUCAGAACUUACAGCCAUCUCAAACCAAGCCCCAGACACCUAUAGCUCUUGAAAGACUUAAUGCCCAGGGCUUAGGGGAAAGGCAUAUCGAGAAUGAGCUUGUGAUGCAACCACAGCAUGGUUAUCUAGAAAAUACCAUUAGCGAUCUUCCAGAAAGGCCACAACUGUCCACUGAGCCCAGGAAUGGCAGUGGCUUGAAUUUGCAAAUCAAGUUUGUAACAAGACUAAGACACUUCCAGAGUACUCAGGUUGAUAGUCCCUGGGAGGAGGAAGAGCAGCAGAGAGACCAGGCUCCCAGUGAUGGUGCAAGCCCUGCCCAGGGUGGGCACCAUCCAUCUUCCGAUGAUGCCAACUUGAACGGUCAGAUCAGAGAUGCCAGGUUGGAGCGGGAGACUGUGUCCAAGCCCGAGAAGUGGUCAUUGGACUUGAAAGACUCGGCCACUAUGUGUUUGGGGCAAAGUGGGCCACGGGCUCCUGUCCAGAGGCUGGACCAACCCUGCUCUGGCAGGGACCGAUUGUCUUCCCAUCAUCGCAGUUCACUUCCUGUGAUUGCAGUCUUCUCUGGCCCCAAACACUCCCCCAAGGCCCUCCCCAGACCGCUGUUCUCUGUGGUCGACUCUUCCUGGUCUCUGCAGAAGCUGAACUUGCGUAUGGAGCCUCCUUCCCCCGCAGAGGAGGAGACACAGGGACCUCACAGAUUCUGGAGCCCGCAUCCCAAGGGCUGCUGCGCAGGAGAGUUGGCGGCAAGUAGCACUCUGGGAGGCGAGGCCUGCAGUCAGAGAGCCUUGGCUCAUCUGGAAAGCAGGGCUGCUGACCACGGGCCACUGAAACCUCCCACCCUGCCUUACCCCACCUCUUCAGCUCUCUCAUGCAUGCCAACCCCAGAUACCAAGACCUGCUGGAUGCCUGGUGCCCGGGAGCAGGCCCAGAAAGAGAGGCCAGAGUGGCAGCUUUCUGAGGCAGACACAUGGAGGCUGCACUUUGACUCCAGUGACAUCAAUCCCUACAUUCUGCCCUGGCAUCCAGAGGGGCCUGGCCAAAUUGGCUGGAAGCAGUCUGUGUUUGGCAGUGCAGUCGAUGUCUCCUGCAGCCAGACCCCCCAGGGCCUGACACCGUCACACGUGGCCCGCUGCUCCAGCCUCGGCGAUGGUCUGGAAGACCAGAACUCUCCCUUCCACUCCCACCUCAGCACCUACGCCAAUGCCCAGGACCUGCCAAGCACACGCAGCAGUACUGAGAACACCCGGGCUUCAAAUGAAGCUUCAAAAGUUGAGGGCUUGGGGGAGCCCCACACCAUGACAGGCUCUGAAGAAGCAGACCGAAUAUCGCAGCUCAAGGGCCCUCCUGAUGAAGCAGGCCCCAAGAGCAAGUUCUCCUUGGCUGCAGGACGUGCCACAGGCCCGCUGGAUGAAAUUCUCCUGCUGUACCCAUCGGCCGCUGAUCAUGCCGGGGGUCAGGCCAAGACUUCGGAGCAGGGCACGCAGACCCCAGACUCCCAUGGGCUCCACUGGAGCUGCACUGACAUCUCCUCUGCCACACCAGAUGCCAGCACGUCGGUCUCACAUCUCGCCUCGUGGGCCAGCAUGCACAGCCUGUCUCUCCACCUCUCGCAGCUUCUGCACAAUACGUCGGAGCUGCUGGGGAGUCUCUCCCAGCCCAGCGCAGCCAGGAAGGAGCAGCACACCGAGAAGGGCAGCCCCGGUGGGAGCCCACGGGUCCUCAGGAUGGACAGCUGUACUCAGACCCCUGUGGACAAGGGCAGCCAGACUGACUUGUCCUCACCGCCUCUGCGGCUCCAGGCACCGGAGACCGAUCCUCAGGAAGUCAGUGGGACCCUUGAAGAGCUGGCCCUGGGUGCCUUGACUGUGUCUCCAGUGGGGGGAGAGAGCCCACCGGCAUCUGAGAAAGGAGAGGCAGAAGAAGCCACGUGGGAAAUGGCAGAGUGCCCUGAUCUUCAGCAAGAAAACAUCCAUUGCAGGCCCCAGAGGUCUUUAGUGCCUUUACCCCAUUGGAAGUUUCAGAAAGAUGCCCUGCAGCAGAAGCUGCCAUCUGUGAGCCCCCAAGGCUCUGCCAGUGUGACCCUGCCACUUGCCUCCCAACCAGAGGUAUCUUCUUGCCUGGUUGUCAGUAGCCCUUGCCUCAGCUCCUCUCCCUCUCCAGGGCUCAGUCCCAACACCGCGGAAUCUAUCGGGGAGCCUAGGAUCCAGAAGAAGCCGGGCCUCAUGAGGACCUUGGUGGUAGACAGGGCCUCCUCCCCAAUCCUCACCCUCAGUGCCAGCUCCCAGGGCGUGUGUCUCCCUCCAGGCCGGUUGACGCACCCAGCCUUCUUAGAUGAGCCUCGCCAAGGCCCUGGAAAGCUUGAGACUAGCCUAGAGCCUCCCCUUGACACCCCAGCACCUCCAGGUCAUUGCUCCCAGCCCAGUGAUGAGUUGGGUGGACCUCAGAGAGCUGAGGUUCUGCAAGAGGAGCGCAGUAGACCCUUAGAAAGGAACAACAGGUCAGCCCUGGACUUAAGCUUGCUAGGUAGCCCACAGCCUUGCCCGGAGCUCCCAGUUAGUGUCCUAGCGCAGCCAGCUGAGGAGAUUCUGCCUAGGGCUGCCCAGACGGUGCCCACCCCGGUACCACGGAGCACACUGGCCUCUCCACCUCUGAGGAGCGAAGGCUGGAGGCUGGCCAAGAACUCUGUGCACGAGGACUUGGCUUCCCCACCGGAGUGUGGCCCACUGAGCAGCAGAAGGCCAAGGCAAUGGCCGGGCAGCCCGGAGACGGAGGCUGCGAGCUCGCCACUGCUCGUGGAGCCCGCCCUGUGGGGGGACGGCAAGCACUGUAGCCCAGGGCUGGAGGCUGAGCUGACAGAUAGCAUGAGGCUCCGGGAGUCUGCCUCGGACCCCGUCGGGGCCUGCCAACCCGACGGGCCGCCGAGCCUUGGACCCCAGGUGUGCGGGGCCCCUGCGCCCUCGCACCUCAGCCUGCAGGAGCUCCCAGCGCACAACAAGUUCAGGGACUGGUGUGGGCUGCUUGAUGGCGCUCCCGGGGGGCGGGCUGCCACCCAGGAGCCAGGGACCACCGCUGCUGUGGACUCUGGAGAGCAGGGGGAGAGGCCCCCGCAGCCGCCCGGAUGGCCCCACCGGGAGCAGAUCCCCCUGCAGGUGGGAGCCCAGAGCCGGCUCAGCGUGGAGCUCACGGAGGCGAAGCUGCACCGGGGCUUCGGGGAGGCGGACGCCCUGCUGCGGGCUCUGCACAGCAGGACUGGGGAGGCGCUGUCUGCCGACUGCCCCGCCUGCAUAGCCUGCUCCGGCUGGGAGGCGGUCUCUGGCCGGCAAAAGAAAGCCAUCCAAAGCCUCUGCCAAGAGCGGACCCCGAGCCUUCAGCAUUUCCGCCGGACUCGGAGUCUGAGCCCCCAGAAGCAGCGGAGCCUCCUGCCCCACGUGGAUUUCCCCACGCGGCACCUGGACUUGCCCAGCCGGCGCCGGGAGUACCUGCAGCAACUGAGAAAGGAGGUCGUGGAGACCACCAGGAAAUCGGAGGCUCUGCCCAGGUCUGCCGAGCCACCCUCUGACAUCGAGCUGCUGCUGCGAGACUACCAGCGGGCCCGUGAGGAGGCCCAGGUGGAGAUCGCCAGGGCCCGGGCGCGCCUGCGGGAGCAGACGGAGCAGGAGAAGCUGAGGAUCCAGCAGCAGAUCGUCUCCAAGCUGCUCAGGGAGGAGGAAAAGCUACACACCCUGGCCUCCUACAGCCCCUUGUGUACCAGCUCCAACGGGAGCCUGUCCUCUGGCAUCACCUCUGGCUACAACAGCAACCCAGCCUUGUCCUGCCAGCUCCAGUCCCCAGACAGCCUGGGGGACACAAACCUGUCCGAUUCAAGAGAGCCCUGGCUUGGGGACGGGCGGGGUCGCUGUGCCGAGAGGAACAGUCGCCUGUGCCUGGCUGGACCCUCCUGGAAGAGCUCAGCCUAUGGCCCCAGAGCCUCUCUGGGCAGUUGCUGCUGCUCCCCAUCCAGCCUGUCCAGCUUGGGGACCUGCUUCUCCUCCUCCUACCAGGACCUGGCCAAACACAUCGUGGACACCUCCAUGACUGACGUGAUGGCUGCUUGCUCGGAUAAUCUGCACAAUCUCUUCAUCCGCCAGGCAGCUGCUGGCUGGAACUAUCAGGGUGAAGAGCAGGGGGUGCAGCUUUACUACAAGGUGUUUUCUUCCACGCGGCAUGGCUUCCUGGGGGCAGGCAUGGUGGGCCAGCCCCUGCCUCAGGUGUGGACGGCAGUGAGUGACCCCACUCUGUGGCCCCUGUAUCACAAGCCCAUCCAGAGUGCGAGGCUUCACCAGCGGGUGACCAACAGCGUCAGCCUGGUGUACCUGGUGUGUGGCACAGGCCUGUAUGCGUGGAAGCAGCCUCGGGAUUUCUGCUGUGUCUGUGUGGAAGCCAGCGAGGGGCCCCUGUCUAUCAUGGCAGUGCAGUCUGUGUACGACAGGUCCAUGCCACGGCCCAGCAGAGAAGUGGUGCGAGGGGAGAUCCUGCCCAGUGCCUGGAUCCUGCAGCCUCUCACCCUGGGCGGGAAGGAGGUCACCAGAGUCGUUUACUUGGCCCAGGUAGAACUUGGUGCUCCAGGCUUCCCCGCACAGCUCCUCAAUUCCUGUAGCAAGCAGCAGCCACUGGUCAUCGCCAGGCUGGCUUCCUUUCUCGGCAGUUAGCAUUGGGCCAGCUGGAUAACGGUGCUGCUAAGCCUCGGGCCCAGGAUGUUGCAGACAGGGGCUGUGGCAGCUCCUUUCUGGACCCCAUUGUGAGAAGAUCCCAAGGCGGCCUGCUGGGGCUGCCUGGACAGACAAGACAGCCCACCCUCACUCACAAAGCCCAACUUGGUCACAGCUGGUGCCACCACAGAGCAAAGGCCUGAGCCCUGGGCACCCGGGUGAAGGAAGCUCAGUUCGCUUUGUGUGCUCACUUCCCAGGCCACAGCCUGGACUGGCGCAGGCCGCAGAGCUGGGGUCUGUGCAGCUCGGGCCAGCCUUGGCCAGGACACCCAAGGGGCUCCAGAGCUAAUGAACUGCCCUGUGGGCUGGGGCAUUAGAAAAGGGUUUCCAAGAAAACAGCUGCACAAACCAGAAAGUGGAUUCAGAAUCUUUUCUCCCUGACUUUCCCCACCCGUUUGCAAACAGCUUUAUUGUUACUCUGUGGGUUUUCCUCCUCAGGCCUUUGCAUCAGUCAGGAGAGCGGAGCAGCGCUCUGCUCAGAGACCCAAGCAAGGGCCAGCGAGGCCCCCUGCUAACAUAGGGUUGGGCGGGGCGGGUCGUGGAGGGGCUGCAGAUUCAAACUGUCCCUUUGGAGGGAGAGGCUGCCCCUCCUUAUGCCCAGGCCUCGGGGCACCACGGGGGUAUCUCACGAGUCUUCAGGGCUGCUGAAGUUUUUUUUUUGGAGGGGGGCACAUGGGGACCAAGAAAAUGUGGUUAAAAAGCCUGUUUUCUCUAAGUGCAGCAGAUGGUUUUCUAAAUGUUUGCAGGUUUUUUAUGACCUCAGAUUAUAUAUAUUUUUGCUUUUAUUUUUGUUUUGUAACAUUUGACCUACUUAAACACCCUAUUUAUGUACUCCCUUUCCUUCCAUAUAAACCUCUCGCUGAGAUGAUUGACCAAGGUCAGAACCCUGGCAAAGGAAA